This is a messenger RNA of Sorex fumeus (smoky shrew), 579 nucleotides long. RefSeq names its product NKG2-A/NKG2-B type II integral membrane protein-like. The record is from RefSeq and is a predicted model, not a curated record. Gene Ontology annotation, biological process: positive regulation of natural killer cell mediated cytotoxicity; stimulatory C-type lectin receptor signaling pathway. Lineage: Eukaryota; Metazoa; Chordata; Mammalia; Eulipotyphla; Soricidae. The transcript is spliced from 5 exons. Bases 1 to 579 code for a protein of 192 amino acids.
AUGAAUAAUGAAAGGGUAACCUACGCGGAGCUGAACCAGCAGAAGGAUUCAAAGAGGCAGCAAAGGAAACCAAAGUACUCCAAAAGCGCUGUCACAGAAACCACGCCGGAAAUAACCUACACAGAGUUUAAUCUUCAAAAUGUAUCUCAGGAUCCUCAAGGGAAUAAGCAGUACCACUGCAGAGGUUUCUUAUCUCCGCCGGAGAAGCUGAUUGCUGGGAUCUUGGGAUUCCUCUGUCUUGUUAUGGUGGUAAUAGUGACCACGGCUAUUCCCUCUUCUGAAAUGCAGCAGUCAAAUAAUUCGUCUCUGGAAUUAAGUACUCAAAACGCAUGUCAUUGUCCACAGGAGUGGCUCAUAUAUUCCAACAGCUGUUACUACAUUAGCAAUGAAACAAAACCGUGGAAUGAGAGUUCAAAGGACUGUAUUUCCAAGAAGUCUAAGCUGCUUUAUAUAGACAGUGAAGAAGAAAUGAAUAUAUUUGUGGCUUUUAAUAUCCUGCCUUGGAGUGGACCCUCCAACAAAACCAAUGAUGGUGUACAGAUAUCGUCAGGUGGCUCAGUUUUUUCGUCCAAGUCGUAA